AUGUUGCUUUCAACUGUUCGUCGAGCCGCCAUCUCUUCAUCGACCUCCCACACAAUUGGAACAUACCAAGUCUUCGACAGAAAUGCGAAGCGCUUGCAGAAGGACCGGGCCGCCCUGCGUGAAUCGAGUAGAACGGUCGAUUACGUCCGCGACGAGGUAGCGGAUCGCAUGAUGGAACGAUUCAUGGACAUUAAGCGAACGUUCAACACCGUUUUGGACCUGGGAUCUGGCUCAGGCCAUUUCACAAAAUUGUUAGAGCUCGGCAAGACACAAAAGUCCAUAAUGGUUGACAACAGCAAGAACUCCUUGUUCCGCGACCCCACGUCGGACUUCGAAGUCGAAGUCGAGCGCAUCCAUGGUGAUGAAGAGAGGCUGUUGGAGAUAAUUAAGCCAAACUCGCAGGAGGCGAUUGUUUCUUGUCUCAGCUUACACUGGGUCAAUGACCUGCCAGGGACUUUAAUCCAGAUUCGCGAAGCUCUUCAACCGGAUGGCCUCUUUCUAGGAGCGAUGUUUGGUGGGGACACGUUAUUCGAACUCAGAACUUCGCUGCAAUUAGCUGAGCAAGAACGAGAGGGGGGAAUAGCACCACAUGUUUCCCCGAUGACCGAAACACGAGACAUAUCCAACCUCAUGGGUCGUGCUGGCUUCUCCUUGUUAACUGUGGAUGUGGACGAAGUAAAGGUGGCAUAUCCAAGCAUGUGGGACUUGAUGGACGAUUUGGGUGCCAUGGGCGAAGGGAAUGCUAUUCUGGGGCCACGUCGUGCCCUUCGUCGAGACACUAUUGCAGCAGCGUCAGCUAUCUAUUCUGCUCUCCAUGGCCUCGAUGACGGAACUGUCCCAGCAACGUUUCAAAUUAUUUACAUGGCAAGUUCAUUACUGGUUUGUCGAAUAAACGAAAUGAACAUCCUUCAGAUAGGAUGGAAACCCGCCCCCAACCAACCACAACCUCUCCAGCGUGGCACUGGACAAGUUCCACUGGGAGAUGUGUUAUAA
Mycena indigotica is the source of this 993-nucleotide messenger RNA. RefSeq lists its product as uncharacterized. Gene Ontology annotation, cellular component: mitochondrion. NCBI's taxonomy places the organism in Eukaryota, Fungi, Basidiomycota, Agaricomycetes, Agaricales, Mycenaceae. The coding region runs from base 1 to 993 and encodes 330 amino acids. The record is from RefSeq and is a predicted model, not a curated record. The transcript is spliced from 7 exons. Gene Ontology annotation, biological process: mitochondrial respiratory chain complex I assembly.